This is a messenger RNA of Limulus polyphemus (Atlantic horseshoe crab), 3124 nucleotides long. RefSeq names its product ras-related protein rab7. The record is from RefSeq and is a predicted model, not a curated record. Gene Ontology annotation, cellular component: late endosome; lysosome; phagocytic vesicle. Lineage: Eukaryota; Metazoa; Arthropoda; Merostomata; Xiphosura; Limulidae. The coding region runs from base 128 to 745 and encodes 205 amino acids. Gene Ontology annotation, biological process: endosome to lysosome transport; phagosome-lysosome fusion. The transcript has 6 exons. Gene Ontology annotation, molecular function: GTP binding; GTPase activity.
GCCAGAAGUUGUAGAAAGAUAUUUAAGUUAUCGGAAGCAUUGCUAGUUUGUGUUUUAGAGAUAAAUAUAGAGACUAUAUAAAUAGAAGGAGAAGGAGAGAUAAUACUUCUAAUAAUUUUUUUAAGACAUGUCAUCCAGAAAGAAAGUCCUCCUGAAGGUAAUAAUCCUUGGAGACAGUGGUGUUGGAAAAACAUCACUUAUGAACCAGUAUGUCAUUAAGAAAUUUAGUAACCAAUAUAAAGCAACAAUUGGAGCAGACUUUCUCACAAAAGAAGUUAUGGUAGAUGACCGGUUGGUCACUAUGCAGAUUUGGGACACAGCAGGUCAGGAAAGAUUUCAGUCUCUUGGUGUAGCAUUUUACAGAGGAGCUGACUGUUGUGUUCUGGUAUUUGAUGUGACGGCUCCAAAUUCAUUCAAGUCUUUGGAUUCAUGGAGAGAUGAGUUCCUUAUCCAAGCAUCACCUAGAGACCCAGAAAAUUUCCCUUUUGUAGUGAUUGGAAACAAGAUAGAUUUAGAAAACAGACUGAUCUCCACUAAAAGAGCUCAAGGCUGGUGUCAGAGUAAGAAUAACAUUCCUUAUUUUGAGACAAGUGCCAAAGAAGCUAUCAAUGUGGAACAAGCAUUUCAGACUGUUGCAAAGAAUGCUUUGGCUCAAGAGACUGAAGUGGAAUUGUAUAAUGAGUUUCCAGACCAAAUAAAGUUGACAAAUGAUCAGAAACCAAGGUCAGAUGGAUGUGCAUGCUAAUUACAGAUUUCAUUUCUAUACAGUUCUUGUGUAAGUAAAGAACGAGUUCACAAAGGUCUUUUUCAGAGGUAAAGUUCUGAGCCAAGAGAAAUACUACCCUAAACCUCAAUAGUAAGUGUGUCUGCUCUGCCUCUAUAAAAGGCCAUUUAUCUCAUUGCCCAAAAAUUUACAUCUAAAACAGUGCACACUGGCUGUUCUACAAUUAAAAUCUUUGUUUUUUGUUUUGAAAUCUUAUGUUUAAUUAUUUAUAAAUGCACUAGGUGUACAUAUAACACUUUCACCAUUUAUAAGUGGUAAGAAAAUAGAAUUUAGUAUGACACAGUAAAUUACAAAUCAAACCUGUAUCUUCAAUAAUAAUAACAGGCACAAAAGUUUCAUGUUUUUGUAAAUUAAGUACUAGUAUCUUUAAUUUAAAUUAUAAAAAAACUACAUUGUAUUCUAGUUGUUUAAAAUUAUAUGUUAAUUAAAACUUUUCAAAUUUAGCAAAUUUUUAAAGUAAAGUGAAUAAAAUACACCAUUGACCUGGUGGUAACUUUGAACAGUGUUUGUGAUUCUUAAAAAAUGUAAAAUUGAUUCUGAACACUUACAGAAUUGAGAUAAAUAUUGAUUGCUUAACAUUUUACUAGUGUACACUGGUAUGUUUCAAUUGAAAGGUAGCUUGAACUUUUCACAUCAGAUAACUUGUUUUCUAAAGUACUCUUACUAUUAAAAUAAAAUGUGAGGCAUUUGUAGUAGUUUUAGAGAUAUUUGUAGACUAUAUUUAUAAUUUUUUACAUUUAUGUAUUUUGUAGCUCUGAUAAUAAAAUUAAUUUGUUUAGUAGCAGUAAAAGUCAGCUAUGCUGUUUAUUGUGAGCAUUUUUGAAAAAUAAUUAAAUCAUUGCAAAAUCUACAGGUAAUUGAUUAAAUAAUACUUUUAACUUUUGUAUAGCUUAAUGGAAUCUGCGCACUGGAUGUGCCUGUUUUUAAAACAUUUCAAAACUAGAGAAAUCAGUGAUGAACAAAAUGUAGUUUCUUUGGAACAGUGUUGAAUUUAUUUGAAUUAUAAUAUUACCAGUGUUUAUCUAAAAUAGUUUCGGUUUUAGUUGAAUAACAAGGUACUAGUAUUGUCAAAAGUGUAUGAUGAUCUUACUUGCAGAUAAUCCUGAUUGAGGUUGAACAUUUCAGGGUUGUUAGUUUUUAUCAAUGAAACAUUGGUAUACUUUAUUGUAUUAGGUAUGAUCUUUAUUAAAACAGUUUUGUUGAAAAUUAUACAGUAACACCCUAAAUUAUAUGCACCUUUUAAUCAGUUUUAAUACAAAUUAAACAGUGUUGAUCUAAAAGAAUUGAGUAAUAAAACAAGUACUAGUGAUAAACUGUAAGCUAUUGUUGAAAUUCCGUAUUAAGUGUUGGAGCAACACUGAAAUAUCAGAAUGGUAUUUUUGUUGUUUGUCAGUCUGUUUUGAAAAGCAUACUGAACAUUUUGAAAGUUUAAAAAAGAUUCUUAUCUGAAAGAAAAUUCAUAUUAGUUUGUAUAAAUGUUUUGAUAUUUCUGAAAACUUGAUAAAGAAACCAAGUGUAAACUUUCUAUAUAGAUCAAAAUAUUAAAAAAGUAUUUGGGUUAAUGUACUCUUUUUAAACAUUGUUCAGAUUUUAAUGGGUUGCAAAUGUUUUUCAAAAACCUCUAUUGCUUAGUGUUUGUGAUGUUUACAGGCUAUUGGGAUAAUAGGUGUUAUGGGGUUCUUGACUUGAAAUAAUCAAGAUACUGUUUAGUUGUAUAAUUUCGUUGAACCUAAAUGAAGCUUUUACUUUCUUGUGAAACUUUGAGUCUUGAAAAAGGCACAGUUAGAAGUUAACAUAAUUUAAUAUUUAUAUCAACUGGAAUUAGCAAUUUUAUAACAAUUGUCAAUAAAGUAUACUUAACAAUAAAAUGUAACAUAAGUAGCUUCUACAUCUUUUUGUAUUUUAAUAUUAUUAAUAAAUGACCUUAUCACACCAAAAAUGUUAUUUUUCUUUAAUUAGACACUCAUCGUUUUGCUUUACAGCUUCAAAAGCAUUCUAUUAAAAUAUAAACUGUAACUGACUGUAAAAAGCGUACAGUUUGUGUUUUAAUGGAACGGUUCUGAAGAAGCUGUGAAGUAAAACAUUGAGUUUCCAAUUAAAGAAAAAUAACAAAUUUGAUGUGGUAAGGUAAUUUAUUACUAUUAUUAAAAUAUCUUUUAUACAUCAAUAUGCACUACAGAAAUUAAAUAACUUUUUGUAUUUAUCAAAUGUCACUUUAAAGGGCUUUAUAGAUUGUAUCUUUCCUGUCCAUGCUUUUGGAAUAAUUACAAAAUAAAUAUAGUUAUUGCAUUCCAACUGUAAGUAACUGGCAAAUCAAUAAAAAUUGUAUUAUGGUUUCAA